This is a messenger RNA of Emiliania huxleyi CCMP1516, 2474 nucleotides long. RefSeq lists its product as hypothetical. The record is from RefSeq and is a predicted model, not a curated record. Lineage: Eukaryota; Haptophyta; Isochrysidales; Noelaerhabdaceae. Bases 1 to 1608 code for a protein of 535 amino acids. The transcript has 3 exons.
AUGCCCCAGGAGAAGCGCGCACGUCCGGAGGCCGGCGGCACGCCCCCCAAGCAGCAGCAGCAGAGCAAGCCCGCGCCUCGCGCGGCGGUGGCCGCCAUGCCGGUGGUCGGCGACCUGCUCGAGGCCAUCUACGCCGAGGGCUGCUGGGUGCCCGCGCGCGCCAUCGGCGUGCGCUCGCGGCAGGUGCACGUCGAGUUCGAGCUCCCCGAGCCGGAGCCGCCGCGUGCGCUGCUCGAGGCCGCGCACUACUUUUGCGAAGAGGACGACACGCCGAAGGAGGUCUCUCGCCGCUUUGGCGUCCCGGUGGCCGCCGUCCUGGCGCUCAACGCCUCGCGGCUCGAGGGACUGGUGAGCACGUCGCGCCUGCGGCGGCGCACCAUCCUCGCGCUGCCGCUCGUCCACGCCGUCGCGGAGAACGAGACGCCGCGCGCCGCCGCCGCCGCGCUCGGCCUCGAGUGUGACAGCCUGGUCGCGGCCAACGGCGUGCUCGACGCCGAGCUCGGGCCGCUCGGGCCGGCGACGCGGCUCCCGGCAGACACGCAGCUGCUGCUGCCGGCGGGCGCGCCCCCGCCGCAGUACAGCGCGCGGCAGAUGCCGCUCCUCGCCUCGCGCGUCGAGCUGGCGGGCUGGUGCGCCGGCGAGGGCUGGAGGGUGGCCGAGGUGCGGAGGCUGCUCGGCGGGGCUCGGUUCGUGGCGGUGGCGGCCGAGGAGGCGAAGGAGGAGGAGCUGCGGCUGCGGGACGAGGGCAAGACCUGGCGGUGGCCCGACGGCGCGAGGCCGCGAGGCGGCGGCGAGAGGGCGAGGUCGGGCGGCGAGGGGAGGGCUGCGGCGGUCGGGGAGGUCGUGGACGUAGAGGUGGAGGAGGGGGGGGCGACGCGGUGGCGGGCGGCGGAGGUGCGCGAGCUGCUGGGCGAGGGCCGCUUCCGCGUCUGCGUCGACGGCGACGAGGACUUCGUCGAGGAGUACGGACCCGACGAGGAGGGGAGCGAGUGGCGCUGGCCGCCGCAAGGCCGCAGCCGCGCCACCGAGUGGGUCGCGGCGGGCUUCACGAGGCCGCGGCCGCCGCGCGCGCCCACCAACUUCCUGGCGGCCGCGGCGGGCGGCGGCACCGUCCAGGUGCUGCAGGACGGCGGCUGGUGGCAGGCGGCCAUCGCAGACGGCCGACUCCUCCUCGGCCAUCAGCAGCGGCGAUCGCAGACGACAAGCUGCUCCUCGGCCCACCGCCGGCCACCGGCUCUGGGCCCGGGGGGGAGGGCGGCGGAGCAGCUCUCGCCGAGGGGGAAGCCGCGGAGGAAGGGCGAGGGGGUGCAGCUGUGGUGGGAGGACGCAUGGUGGGAGGCGACGCUGCUCGAGGAGCUUGCCCUGCAGGGCGACAGGGAGGGGCAGGGCGAGCGGGCCGAGCCGCCGGCGCGGGCAAGGGUGCGGUUGCGCGGCGCGGCUGCGCUGGUGGGUGCGCCGCAGAGCGUGGUGUGCGGCCAGCUGCGGCCCGCGUGGGAGUGGAGGCUGGUCGAGGGGGCGCAGGGCUACGGCGAGUGGGUGGCGCCGUGCAUCGCACCCGUGGGCGUGGUGGCGGCCGGCGAGCCCGACGGCGGCAUCCCGCCGCCCUGAGCUCUUUCGAGCUGGAGCUCUUGCGGCCGCACGGGGCCCCGAGCUCGCUCCCCAUGCCCAUCCGCCAUCGCGUCGCGUACCGGAAAGGAAAUCGCUUUAUCGUCGAGAGCUCUUGUUAUUUUCGAGAGGACGACGCGACCCCACGCCGCACAAGUCCCAACGUCCCACCGCACACACACAAGACACAAUGUGUCGACUGUCCGGUGUCAGCGCGGGACAACGGUCCGAAGUCGUCGCUCUCUUGUCUCUAGAGCGAGUCUCUUACUAGAAGAUUCUGCGCCACAUCACACGUCUUCUUACGCGUGUGUCACGCGACGACGGGGCUCUCCGCCAUGACGGCUAGCUCUCGCUCCAUCUCUUCGAUCAAGUCAUCCUUGCUCAGCCGCAGGUCUACCGCCUUUUGCCAGACAUCCUCCUCUCUUGCCGUAGUGGCGAGCUCUCGCUUAGUCGCCGUGAUGAAAUCCUGGCGUGUCGGCUCGUUUGGCGCUGGCCAGGCGUUCUCCCUCAAAGGUCGGGCCUUACGCUUUGCUGGCGAAGGCGAACACAGCGAGGAAUAGAAGGCGAGAGCCUCGUCAGCUUCCAGCUCCAGCGGCGGUGUGCCCAAAGAAUGCAUGACCGAUUCUGGCCAUGCGAACUGUGUCGCCUGUGGCGCGGCGAGAAACCACCUCGCCAGUUCUGGUGUCAUGAGGCAGCGUGAUUGCAGGUUGGCCACAAUGUGGGACAGCGCCUUGGCGUCGAACGCCUUGCUGUUCACAAAAUGUUGUUCGGCUCGACAUAAGACCUGUUCGGCUCGACAUAAGGCCUGGUCGAUCUCGUGCACUCUCGCUGGAUUGGCUGCCAUGCAAAACGCACGACGCGUCAGGAUC